UUGCCGGAGUCUGCAAUAGAAGAAAAAAACAACAAGGUUACAAAACUGAAAAAUCCCGUCCGGAGAAGAUCAACGGCGGAUAUCUGGAAAUCACUGUCUCCUCCCUGUUCCGGAAACUCAAUCUUCAGUUUAAUCAGCGAUUCGGAUCAUCUUGGCCGGCUGUAUUUUGGAUCAUUCUGUUUCACCAUAGCGUGUGUUUCAGUACUUUGAUCGAUUUCUGUAUUUUAGUCAUCUGUCUAGGUUUCUAGAAAAAAAAUCUGAUCUUUUGUAGUUUUAGUAAUUAGUAAUACAUUGUUUGUUUCGGCCUGAGAAGAAUCUUAGUCCAGACACAACAAAGUAACAUCUGCUCACUGGGGAUGGAUCUAAUAUUGAAGAGCACAAGUUAUUUGUAGAGUGAAUUGGGUGUGAAUGAAGAUGGGUUUAGAAUCUUCCGGUGAAUUCUUCUUGAAUUUUCCCGAAGAUUAACAGCCCUAUGCUGGGGUAUCAAAUGGUGGGCUGCCUUGGAUAGUUUAUAGCUUUGGAUAACUUGUAUAUUGCUAUUAAAGUAGAUUUCUCUAUUAAUGGAUGAUGCCAGUACUAGUUCUGAGGAAGGGACACAAUGUAAGUCCCAGGAAUCAGUAUCCAAAAGUAGCUCCUCCUCCCCCUCACCAUCGCAGUCAUCAUCUGUGUCACAUGCCACUUCAUGGCGCCCAAGUCAGCUCGCCUUCGUCCCUUUUUCAAAAGGUUUUCUAGAUUCCAAGCCUGAGAGCUUGGGCGUGGUUGUCAGAAGACCUUUGGUGGCAAGAUUAACCAAGGACAUUAUUGAGACAUACCACAUAUGCAAUCCCCAAUUUCAAUAUUCAGAGGAAUUGAAUCCAAAGAGAUUCUUGACCACCCCUUCAGCAGGAGUGUUGAAUGAUGGACAUGAUAAUGCAAAUUCAGACCUCAUUCUGUUUUGCAAUCUUGAGUUGACCAAUUUAGGCACCCAAAGAAGGUACAUUGUCAAAGAUAGUCUUGGGCAUGGUACCUUUGGACAGGUUGCUAAGUGCUGGGUUGUGGAAACAAAUAGUUUUGUUGCUGUUAAAGUCAUAAAGAAUCAACCAGCGUACUAUCAACAAGCACUAGUAGAAGUUUCUAUCCUGACAACAUUGAAUAAGAAGUUUGAUCCUGAGGAUAAACAUCACAUCGUUCGCAUUUAUGAUUACUUUGUGUAUAAAAGACACUUAUGCAUUGCUUUUGAACUGCUGGAUACUAAUCUGUACGAGCUUAUAAAGUUAAAUCAUUUUAGGGGAUUAUCAUUAAGCAUUGUUCAAUUGUUUUCAAAGCAGAUCUUAAAUGGAUUAGCUCUUAUGAAAGAUGCCGGUAUAAUCCAUUGUGACCUGAAGCCAGAGAACAUUCUCUUGUGCACAAGUGUAAAGCCAGCUGAAGUGAAAAUAAUAGACUUUGGAUCAGCAUGCAUGGAGGACCGGACUGUAUACUCCUAUAUUCAGAGUCGGUACUAUCGGUCACCUGAAGUUCUACUUGGAUAUCAAUAUACUACUGCUAUCGAUAUGUGGUCAUUCGGUUGCAUAGUGGCUGAGUUGUUUCUGGGACUUCCAUUGUUUCCUGGAGCUUCUGAAUUUGAUCUUCUGAAGAGGAUGGUCAAAAUACUAGGGUAUGCUGUGGGUCAACCCCCUGAUUAUAUACUAAAGGAUGCUAAAAAUACCAGCAAGUUCUUCAAAUGUGUUGGGAUUGAUAACCAUGAAGAAAGGGGCCAACAUACAAUUAAUAGUUGUACCAGCAUAUAUCAAGCUUUGACUGAAGAAGAAUAUGAAGCUAGAGAGCUGAAAAAGCCUGUAACAGGGAAGGAGUAUUUCAAUCAUAUGAACCUUGAAGCAAUUGUGAGAAAAUAUCCUUAUAAGAAGAAUCUACAAGAGGAUGAUAUUGUUAGAGAGAAUCAAAUACGGUUAGCACUGAUUGAUUUCUUGAGGGGACUUGUUGAGUUUGAUCCGGCAAAACGGUGGUCGCCUUUGCAGGCUUCAAAACAUCCUUUUGUAACUGGGGAGCCUUUUACGCAUCCUUACCAACCUGCACCAGAAACCCCUAGGAUGUAUGUUUCUCAAAAUGUAAAGGUGGAUCAUCACCCGGCUGGAGGUCAUUGGUUUGCUGCAGGCCUCUCUCCUAAUAUUUCUGGCAGGAACCGAGUUGCAGUUCACAACAGUCAACCUUAUCAUGUAGCUGCAUAUACACAUAUAGGCAGUUAUGGUAGUUUAGGAAGCCAUGGCAGUUUCAAUGAUUGUGGUGGGCUUGGAAGCAGCUAUGGAAGCUAUGGUGAUACUAAUAAUAAUUUGCAAGCAUAUUAUUCCCCAGCAGGACCGUCCGGGAUGCAUCUUUGUGCUCAGAAUGGUUCAUCAAUUCUUGGAAGCAGUCCAGACGCAAGGAGAUUUAUGCAUCUUCCCCAUGGAAAUACGCUUGGUGUCAGUCCAGGAAACCUGGUUCCUAUGUCUCUUGGAGUUAGUCCCUCACAAUUUACUCCUCCCAGUAUGUAUAGCCAAAUGCCAGUCGGAUCUCCUGGGCAGUAUGGUCCCACUUCGCCUGCAAGGGGAAGCAGUCACGGGUCACCCUUAGGGAAAAUGGCGGCAGGUAACCAGUACAACAGAAGAAAAGGAUGGGGUCAUCAUGGAAGUUUGCAAUCUCAAGAGACCCAAUCAUCCCCGCACUGGCAAGGGCAGGCUAUAGAUAACACUAACUCAAGCCUUCCCAACUCUCCUAUUUCUGGAGGUUCUUUGUUGCAUCUACAAUCCAACUCAAACUCCACAGCCUGGAGACAGCAAGGAGGAAGUGCUGCACCUGUUGGUAACUCUGCUGCUCAAAACAUUAUGGGUACGACAAGACAUGCUUCUCACACACAAUUUGUGCACCCACAAGGGACUAGACACGAAAAAUCUGAAGCUAGUAAUUCAUUACCCGAUCCUGGAGACUGGGACCCAAACUACAGUGAAGAGUUACUUUUGCAAGAGGAUGGCCCAGAUAUGAGCAACAUGACUACUGAUUUUGUCAAGGCAAUGCAUCUAGGUCAGUCUUUUAUCUCCAAGGAACCGAUGGCUGGAGCAAGAAGACCCAGUUUGGCGCAAAGAACAAAUGGACCUAUUCAAACAGUGUUCCAUGGAGAUGUGGGAAUACAUCCUUCAGUACAAGAUCUGCAUGGUGGUGGGGGGUUUGCUCACACCAUGGCAAACCCAGUCUAUUUUAUGCCACAUCUUGCACAAAAUUCCCCAAGUCGUUUCUCACAGCCGCCUGCUCAUCGGUAUAGCCAAGGGCGGUUGGCAGCUGCUCGUGGCCAUGAUUACCAUAAUAAGGCGCAUGUCCCUCAUUCCAGUAUUAGCUCUGAGGAUAAUUAUCCUUCUGAAACCACCAAUGGAGCAUCAUGGGGGCGUAGAGGAAACUUCUCUGCUUCAAACAUUCCACCAACCUCACGCACAAGAAAAGAUUAUGGAAGAAUGGUCUGAGUCUCUAAGUUGAGCUUUGUCUCCAGCUAUAAUCGGACUCUAUUAGUAGGAACGGGCAAGACCACUUUUAACUAUGGCUUCACCUGCCCUCAUUUAUGUAUCAAAAACCAAACAAUCGCUUGCCCCACAUUUGCAAGUUUAUUUAAAUGUGUAAUUCGAGAUCCUCCCUUUUUAUCUCAUGUUCCUCACAUGUUUGGUCUCUUGCUGGUAAUGAUCGAGUAUACAAGGGUGGCAAUGGCGUUUCCUUCAAAGUUUUAUUUAUUGGGAACUAUUUGAUCAGGCCUUGAUGGUCUAUCUUACUGUGCUGGUGUGGAUGAAGCUAGGCUGGCGAUGGCUGAUGAAUGAAGAAGACUCCUUCAAAUGGAGUUCGGUGUGGUCUUUGAUCAUUUUCCAACAUGCUUGGCCAAUAUCUCUGUAAAACUAAAAUGCAGGUUUGUGGGCCUGUAUUAUGCAGUAUUCUUUCUAAUUUAGUCCUGGCGUCCUGCUCUUGUUUUUUUUUGUUAUUUUAUUUUAUCAUAAAAAUUAUAUAUAUUUCAAUAGGUCAGUGUGAAGACAGUGAUUGAUUUCUGUUUAAUGAAGCCAUGAAGGGGUUGUGAAGGGGAGUUUGUUGUCUUGGUAGAAAGUUCAUAUGUUUCUGCUCUAAGUGUAUGAGGAUGUACAAUGGCGUAUUAUAAUUUGUUAAUAUAAAGAGAUUAUUAAAAUUAGAAGUUAAAAUUUUGUUUUAAAAAAUUGGUUGAUAUAAAUAUUAUUAAAAUUGCAAGUUAAAGUUUUUAUUUAAAUGUUCAUUGAAA
Messenger RNA from Cuscuta epithymum, 4258 nucleotides. Lineage: Eukaryota; Viridiplantae; Streptophyta; Magnoliopsida; Solanales; Convolvulaceae. The record is from the annotation of a GenBank genome assembly.